CUCAAAAAUCGCGUUAUCUCCCACUUUCCCUCUUUCCGCUCCACCCCAUCACCACCAUGGACGACGGUUCUUCGCAGUUUGCCGACUCCCAGCCUUCCAACGAAUCCUUCUUGGUCGGUUACGUCAUCGCCAACAUAGUGGGUCUCCGUUACUACGACGGCAGAAUCACCGGCCGGGAAUUGGUGGGAUUGGUCCGGGAACCGACGAACCCUUACGACCAGAACGCCAUCAGAGUCCUGAACAUCAGGUCAAUUCAGGUGGGUCACAUCGAGAAGACGGUGGCAGCAGUUCUCGCGCCCUUGAUUGAUGCCGGUACCAUUGUUGUCGAAGGUAUCGUCGCCAGUCAGCAGAGUAAGUUCAACAAGUUCAAGAUUCCCUGUCAAAUUCACGUUUUCGCUAGUUUUGAGAAUAUCGGGUUGGUUAGGGCUUCGAUUGACAGUGGUGGGUUGAGUUUGUUGGGUGAUGCGUAUGAUAGUCGUAGCUCUGGGGCGGUGAUUGUGAAGGAUGAGAAAUCUAGGGUUAGGGAGCUGGACGAGAUAUUCAAGCUGGUGGAUGAGAAUGUGGGUGAGAAAGAGAAGAAGAUGGGCGUUCUUGAGCCCCCGAAAGAGGUGAUAAAGUCGGAGCUUUUGGAUCAUCAGAAGGAAGGGCUUUGGUGGUUGGUCAGUAGGGAGAAAUCUGAUGAACUCCCUCCAUUUUGGGAGGAAGAGAAAGGUGGGGAAUUUAUGAAUACUUUGACCAAUUUUCAUACGAAAACGAGACCGGAGCCUCUACGUGGAGGGAUUUUUGCGGAUGACAUGGGAUUGGGGAAGACUCUGACUCUGCUGUCUCUGGUGGCUUUGGAUAAAUCUGCUUCUAGUGCAUCUACUGAUGUAUCAUCCGUCUCAAGUGGUGCUAAGAGAAAGAGGGGUAGGCCGCCUAAGAAGAUUAGUACUACAAGGGGUGUUGAUAAUAAGUCUUCUUCUGGUGUUACAAAGACGACUUUGAUCGUUUGUCCUCUUGCCGUGCUUUCGAAUUGGGUGACACAACUCGAGGAUCACACUCAGCAGGGAUCAUUCGAGGUAUACAUUUAUCAUGGAGAAAGAACAAAAGACGCUGAAGAACUGAAGAAGCACGACAUUGUCUUGACUACCUACAGUACAUUAGCUAGUGAGGAAUCUCAGAGAGAUUCCCCUGUGAAGAAGAUUGAGUGGUGGAGAGUUAUCUUGGACGAAGCACAUGUGAUUAAGAAUGACAAAGCUCAGCAAAGCAAAGCCGUGUUUAAUUUGAUGGCUUUGCAUAGAUGGGCUGUUACUGGAACACCUGUCCAGAAUGGUCCUUCUGAUAUGUUUUCGUUGAUGGCUUUCCUGCGGUUUGAUCCGUUCUCCACUAAAAGCUACUGGAGAAGGCUAAUACAACGUCCUGUAGAUGCUGGGGAUAGGAAUGGGCUGUCACGACUGCAGGUGUUAGUGGCAACUACUUCAUUGCGGAGAACCAAAGAGAAGACUUUAGUUGGAUUGCCCCCUAAAGUUGUGGAGACUUGCUAUAUCGAACUCUCUGGGGAAGACCGCGAACUGUAUGAUGAUGUGGAACAAAAGGCUAAACUUGUUGUACAAGGCUUCAUUGAUGCAGGCAGCUUAACACACAACUAUUCAGCUGUGCUUUGUUUAAUCCUUCGGCUACGCCAGAUCUGCAAUGACUCAGCUUUGUGCCCCCCUGAUCUCCAGUCACUCCUUCCUUCUUACACCAUGGAAGAUGUCUCCACCAACCCAGAGUUGCUGAAGAAGAUCGCUGUGCUGCUGCAAGACGGUGAAGACUUCGAGUGCCCGAUAUGCAUCACCCCGCCAACUGAUACGGUGAUCACAUGUUGUGCUCACAUCUUCUGCCGUCUCUGCAUCACAAAAGUCAUGAAGUCAGGCACAAGCAAAUCCCGGUGCCCACUCUGCCGCCGCGAGCUCUCUCAGUCCGACCUGUUCUCCGCCCCUCCUGAAGCGCUCGGUACCACCGAACAAGAAGAAUCCACCUCAUCAACACCUCGUCGAUCCACCUCAUCCAAGGUCUCAACCCUCCUAGCCCUCCUCACAGCCUCCAGAAAUGAAGAUCCGACGACAAAGUCAGUAGUCUUCUCGCAGUUCCAGAAGAUGCUCCUGCUCCUCGAGGCCCCACUGAAGGAAGCCGGGUUCAAGACCUUGCGUCUGGACGGAUCAAUGACGGCCAGGAAGAGGGCUCAGGUGAUGAAGGAGUUUGCAGAUACUGAUGGCGGUGAUGAAACAAAGACGACGACAGUCCUGCUGGCAAGUCUCAAGGCGUCAGGAGCUGGGAUCAACCUGACAGCUGCAUCGAGGGUGUACUUGUUGGAGCCGUGGUGGAACCCUGCGGUGGAGGAACAGGCGAUGGAUCGAGUUCAUCGGAUCGGGCAGAGGAAGGAGGUUAAGGUAAUGAGGCUGAUUGCUCGGAAUAGCAUUGAAGAGAGGGUGCUGGAGAUGCAGGAGAGGAAGCAGAAGGUGGCUAAAGAGGCGUUUGGUAGAGGGAAGUCGAAGAAGGAAGUUAGUACCGAUGAUAUUCAGCGGCUUAUGUCGUUGUGAUCUAUUGUGACUUGUGCAGACAGAAUGCAGGGUUAAUUGGUAGACUAGUAGUAGUAGCAGAAGCAGGAUUGCUGGAUUUUAUAUACAUAGAUGUCUUUCUUCUGCUUGGCCUUCUGUUUAGGAAGAAGUAGCUUAUGCUUGUUUUUGUGAGGCUACUUGGAUUGAAUUUGGGAGUUCUGUCCUUGAGAGCCUCCCUCUUCUUCUCAGAGAGUGAUGUUACAAGCACAAUUCUUGCUAAUGAAACACCGCAUUUUGACAUCACAUGAA
This is a messenger RNA of Linum tenue, 2828 nucleotides long. The record is from the annotation of a GenBank genome assembly. NCBI's taxonomy places the organism in Eukaryota, Viridiplantae, Streptophyta, Magnoliopsida, Malpighiales, Linaceae.